AUGUCCGCCGCUACCCAGACCACAUCAAUCAGUGUCCACUUCAAGUUGAAGAAGGGUAAAAAGCAACCCAAGAGGAUACUCCUUCAGGCACUGCAAGAGCACUACGGCAUGGACCAAGUUGACUGUCAUCAUCACGUCGAAAAAAAAGAGCUCGCCAUCCAGGUCAGAAAGACCUGCGACACCGCAGAGCAGAUGAAGGAAGAGCUCUGGUCUAAGCUCAGGGAGACUGAAGUUUUCAAGACUUGGGAGGAGGAGAGAAUCAUGGUUCAGCAUGCAGACAGUCACUGUUUGUAUCUCAUGGGAGACCCCUAUCCAGGCCAGUAG
Fusarium subglutinans is the source of this 324-nucleotide messenger RNA. RefSeq lists its product as uncharacterized. The coding region runs from base 1 to 324 and encodes 107 amino acids. The transcript has a single exon. The record is from RefSeq and is a predicted model, not a curated record. NCBI's taxonomy places the organism in Eukaryota, Fungi, Ascomycota, Sordariomycetes, Hypocreales, Nectriaceae.